Messenger RNA from Talpa occidentalis (Iberian mole), 1366 nucleotides. It is a transcript of the gene ZAR1, whose product is annotated as zygote arrest 1. Gene Ontology annotation, biological process: translation. The coding region runs from base 1 to 1221 and encodes 406 amino acids. Gene Ontology annotation, cellular component: cytoplasm. Lineage: Eukaryota; Metazoa; Chordata; Mammalia; Eulipotyphla; Talpidae. The record is from RefSeq and is a predicted model, not a curated record. The transcript is spliced from 4 exons. Gene Ontology annotation, molecular function: mRNA base-pairing post-transcriptional repressor activity.
AUGGCUGCCCUGGGGGACGAGGUGCUGGACGGUUACAUGUACCCGGCGUGCGCCCCCUACUCGUGCUCGUACCCCUUCCUGCCCGCCGCCAAGGGGAAGGGCGUGGCGGGCGGAGGCGGCUGGCGGCCCCGGGGCGGGGGCUACUCUCCCGCGUCCUCCGCGGCGGCGGCCGCGUCCUUCCCGGGUUGCGGGCAGCUGACGGCCGCCGACUACUUCGACAGCUACCAGCGGGCGCAGCUCAUGGCCCUCCUGUCGCAGGUGAGCCCCGGGCUCGCCCCGCGCCCGCGCCGGGCCGGCAGCCGCGACGUGGCGGUGCAGGUGAACCCGCGGCGCGACGUGGCGGUGCAGUGCGCGCUGGGGCGGCGCACGCUGCAGCGCAGGGCCCGCGACCCCGGCCCCGCCGCCAGCCCGGGUGCCCAGGGCGCGGCGGGCGCGGGCGGCGGCGGCUCGGCCUCCCCAGCGCCGCCCCGCCGGGGCCCCGAGCCCGGCAGCCCUGCGAGCGGCGCCCCGCGGCCGGUGCGCUUCCAGCGCACAGUCGCUGUGUACUCGCCCGUGGCCUCCCGCCGCCUCACCACCUUCCUGGGGGGGCCCGAGCCCGGGGCGCCGGGGGGAGAGCGGGGGCCACCGCCUUCGAGGCCCCGAAGCCCCGAGGAGGGAGAGCAGUCGGCGAGGAAGGCGCCCCAGCCGCGGCCACCCGACGAGGAGGCGCAGGCCCAGGCCGCGGAGCAGGCGAGCUCGGUGGACGGGCCGGGGGUGCCGCCGCGGGAGCCCCGAGAAGGCGAGGUGGGUUCGCCGCGCGCGUCGAGGAGCCCGGAGCAGCCCCCGCCGGUGGGGCGCACCCAGGACGGCGCGGGCUGGGUGUCGUCGCCGCGGAGCCAGGAGCUGGGCACGGAGCGCCUGCGCUUCCAGUUCUUAGAGCAGAAGUAUGGCUAUUAUCACUGCAAGGACUGCAACAUCCGUUGGGAAAGUGCCUACGUGUGGUGUGUGCAGGGCACCAAUAAGGUUUACUUCAAGCAGUUUUGCAGAACUUGUCAGAAGUCUUAUAACCCUUACCGGGUGGAGGAUAUCACUUGUCAAAGUUGUAAACAGACUAGAUGCUCCUGCCCUGUAAAACUUCGCCACGUUGACCCUAAAAGGCCCCAUCGUCAAGACUUGUGUGGGAGAUGCAAAGGCAAACGCCUGUCCUGUGACAGCACUUUCAGCUUCAAAUAUAUAAUUUAAAUGAAUGUAAAAUAUGGUCCUGCUGGACAUGUGCUAGUGGAGCAGACAAGUGAGCUUUUUUUCAUGGCCCUUUCUGCCUCUCCCUUCUGAAAAUACUUCCUGGAAGGCUGUAUUUUUGUUUGACAAAGCCUUUAAAUAAAGUAUU